Messenger RNA from Rhagoletis pomonella (apple maggot), 1260 nucleotides. RefSeq names its product GMP synthase [glutamine-hydrolyzing] (gene bur). Gene Ontology annotation, biological process: GMP biosynthetic process. Gene Ontology annotation, cellular component: cytosol. Gene Ontology annotation, molecular function: GMP synthase activity; GMP synthase (glutamine-hydrolyzing) activity; ATP binding. Lineage: Eukaryota; Metazoa; Arthropoda; Insecta; Diptera; Tephritidae. The record is from RefSeq and is a predicted model, not a curated record.
UUGCAGCUACUUGUUAGCGGAGGGGUUGAUUCAACUGUUUGUGCUGCUCUGUUACGUCAUUCUUUACAGCCGAAUCAAAUUAUUGCGGUCCACAUCGAUAAUGGAUUUAUGCGUAAAGGAGAGAGUGGCAAGGUCGAAAAAUCUCUACGGGACAUUGGUAUUGAUCCGUUAGUAAAAAAGGAAGCAUAUCGAUUCUUAAAAGGCACAACACAAAUUAAGAGACCUGGACAGUUCUCAAUUGUAGAAACGCCUAUGUUAUCUCAAACAUUUAACCCUGAGGAGAAACGUAAAAUUAUCGGAGAUAUCUUUGUAAAAAUUACGAACGAUAUUAUCACCGAAAUGAAAUUAAAGCCAGAAGAUGUAUUACUUGCGCAAGGCACACUUCGACCCGAUUUAAUUGAAUCUGCAUCCAGUUUAGUAAGCCAAAAUGCAGAGACUAUCAAAACUCAUCAUAAUGAUACAGAAUUAAUAAGACAAUUGCGGUACUCUGGGCGCGUUGUAGAACCUUUAAGCGAUUUUCAUAAAGACGAAGUAAGAGACUUGGGAAGGGAUUUAGGACUACCCGCUGACCUAAUUGAAAGGCAACCAUUUCCAGGACCGGGUUUAGCCAUACGGAUACUGUGUGCUGAAGAGCCUUUUAUUGAAAAAGAUUACUCAGAAACUCAGGUUAUAGCAAAAGUUAUUACAGAUUUUCAUAGCAAACUACAAAAAAAGCAUGCACUAAUAAAUCGCGUAAUUGGAUCCACUUCAGAAUUAGAGCAAAAAGAACUAAAACGAAUAUCGUCAAGCACCAAAAUCCAAGCUACAGUUUUACCAGUGCGUUCUGUUGGUGUGCAGGGUGAUAAGAGAACUUAUAGCUAUGUUGUGGGCCUUUCCAGCAAUGCUGAACCGAAUUGGAACGAUUUAUUAUUUUUAGCUAAACUGAUACCACGUAUUCUGCAUAAUGUUAAUCGUGUUUGCUUUAUAUUUGGUGAUCUUGUACAGUACCAAAUUACAGACAUAACUCAUACGACACUCAACAAUUAUGUUCUUAAUCAAUUGAGGGAAGCGGAUGCCAUAGGAAAUGAAAUAAUAAUCCAAGCGGAACUUCAUCGUAAAAUAUCACAAAUGCCCAUCGUGUUGAUUCCUGUGCAUUUUGAUAGGGAUCCAACAAAUCGAACUCCAUCAUGCUGCCGAUCGAUUGUUUUGAGACCCUUUUUAACAAAUGAUUUUAUGACGGGAGUUCCAGUAAUACCAGGAUCGAUUAAUUUGCCCACUCAA